Messenger RNA from Lodderomyces parapsilosis, 3030 nucleotides. RefSeq names its product mismatch repair protein (gene MSH3). Gene Ontology annotation, biological process: mismatch repair. The record is from RefSeq and is a predicted model, not a curated record. Lineage: Eukaryota; Fungi; Ascomycota; Pichiomycetes; Serinales; Debaryomycetaceae. The transcript has a single exon. The coding region runs from base 1 to 3030 and encodes 1009 amino acids. Gene Ontology annotation, molecular function: ATP binding; ATP-dependent DNA damage sensor activity; mismatched DNA binding. Gene Ontology annotation, cellular component: nucleus; MutSalpha complex.
AUGACGCCAAAAAAGCAACCGUCAAUAAACCAGUUCUUUUCAAGUCAGAGGCCAAAGAGCUCAAAUGAUGAUGAUUCAUUAAAGUCGAGUCCAGCGCAGCAAUCGUAUUCCAAUGGUAUAGACAAGUUUCAAUUUGUUGAAGGCCAAGUUGCACCUGAGGUGUCUAAAGUACAACAUCAGUUAGGUGCUCCAAUAUCACCCACUACCGGAACAGAAACACCCAAUACGUCCCCAUCGCCAGCCAGUCCUUCGACUUCAAAUAUUCUCGAGAGUUUCCACUAUGUUAAGAAUUCCACUGUGGCACCAUCAACUACUAAACGCGAAGCAGCAAUCUCGUUGACCAAUCACAAACCUAAGAAACAGCGUGUCACCAAGCUCACACCUUUGGAAAAUCAGAUUUUGGAACUCACUGAGCUUCACCCUGACAAGAUACUUCUAAUUCAAGUAGGUUACAAGUACAAAGUUUUUGGUGAGAAUGCAAAACACGUUUCGAGGUGUUUAAACAUUAUGUAUGUACCUAACACCGAUCCUCGAUUUGCAUACUGCUCUUUCCCUGAUAACAGACUCCAUAUCAAUUUGCAACGAAUAUUGAAUAGCGGAGUUAAGGUUGGAAUUGUCAAACAGAUGGAAUCAGCAAUUAUCAAGGAGAUUGACAAAGUUGGCAAAAGUGGUGACUUGAUGAGGCGUGAAGUGACUGGAGUAUACACGAAAGGAACCUAUAUGAGUGAUGAGUUUGUUGGAAGCAAUUUAAUACCAAAUUCUGUUGAAGAGGAGCAUAACAAUUACAUUGUGUGUAUCAAUGAAGUGACGGAUCGAGAAUUUGUCGUUGUUGCUGUACAACCCUUGACCGGUGAAAUCAUUUAUGACGUUUUUACUGAUGACGUAAGUCGAGAGGAAAUGGAAACACGAUUGUUAUAUCUUCGACCCAGUGAAGUUGUUGUCAUCAACAAGGAGGAGGAGAUAAAUGCAACGACAAUGAAGUGUUUGAAGCUUGUAAACCACGAGCUUAAAAUUGAACAUCGCAAAGUCGAACAUGUACGAUUUGAUGACUAUCUCAACUUGGACAUGAUUGACUACUAUCUGCAAAAUUUCCCGAUGCUGGUUCAGGAAUGCUUUCAUGAACUUUUAGUAUACUUGGCAGAGUUCAAAUUGAGCAAUGUGUUUACGAUCCCACAAAAUAUCACUACGUUCAAGGAUGCAAGAAAGUACAUGAUUUUACCAGCAAAUACGCUAACGGCAUUGGAGAUAUUCACCAACGAAACUGACCCAAAGUCACCAAGAGGAACGUUAGCAUGGCUUUUAAAUCAUACGAGAUCUAAAUUCGGGCAUCGGUUGUUAAAUAAAUGGAUUUCUAGGCCAUUGGUUGACCGAGAAAAGAUUGAAGAGCGAUACGAUGCCGUAGAGGAACUAGGACGGGGAUUUAAUCACGUAGUUGAUUCACUAAUGACGCAAUUGGAGAAGAUUGGCAAAACGUUAGAUAUGGAAGAAUUGCUCAUCAAGAUACAUUAUUCUGCGACAACUCAAUCAACGAGGGUCAAUAGAAAGCAGAUAUUCCUCUUGCUACAAAGCUUUAAUGAUUUAUUAAAGAUGGUGAAACUGUUUGCCAAGACAAUACGAAGCCCAAGUUUAAAUUUGACAUCGCCAUUAAUUGUCAAUAUGUUGAACGAUUUGCUUGAGCUGGCGGAGACGGGCAUUGUAGAGAAAUUCAUCAGCGUGAUUAACCCAUCCUAUUUGUUUAAUGAACUGAAGGAUCCAUUUGAGCAAAAAACGAGCUUUUUCGAUUUACGUCACGGUUAUGACGAUAUCAAUCACGAGUUUGCUGAAAUUAAAAAUGUGGAGCAUUUACUUGAUGAAGAAUUGGUUAGAGUUAGACAAUUGUUGCAACGACCUCAACUCAACUAUGUCACCAGUAAUCGAGAGCCAUAUCUCAUUGAAGUGAGAAAUGGCAAAGCUGUUAAUUCAUUGCCGCCUACAUUCAUCAAGAUUAAUGGAACCACUUCAGUGAGCCGAUUUAGAAACAAGGAAAUUUCAAAUCUAUACAAGCUAAAACAAUAUCAUGAAGAAAUGUUGGUGCAGCGAUGCGAUGAAGCAUUUGUUGAAUUUUUACAAAAUUUGGAUUCACAAUAUGGGUUUCUCCAAAAAAUCGUCAAACAUUUGGCAACUUUGGAUUGUCUACUUUCCAUAACUGCUGCCAGUGUGCUCAAUAACCAAGCAAGACCAUUAUUGACUGAUGAUUUGGUAAUUGAUGUUAAGCAAGCACGACAUCCAAUUAUUGAGCAGUUGAGAGAUGGGUAUGUGGCCAACGAUAUUGAUAUCCAGUACGACACCAAUCGUGCAUUGAUCAUAACUGGGCCAAACAUGGGUGGAAAGUCCUCAUAUGUGAAAAUGGUUGCCUUAUUCACCAUCAUGACUCAAAUUGGUUGUUACUUGCCUUGUCAAUCGGCAACAAUGGGUAUCUUUGACUCGGUGUUUAUUCGUAUGGGUGCUAGUGACAAUAUUCUCAAGGGUAAUUCGACUUUUAUGACGGAAAUGUUGGAGUGCAGCAAUAUUAUUCACCGUCUAACUCCCAGAUCAUUGGUGAUUUUGGAUGAGAUUGGAAGGGGUACAGGCACCACUGAUGGGAUUGCAUUAGCGUAUGCCAUUUUGAAAUACUUCAUUGAAUCGGAAUUGAAACCAUUACUUUUAUUUAUUACUCACUACCCUUCGAUUCACAUUUUGGAACAUGAGUAUCCGGGAGAAGUUGUCAAUUAUCAUAUGGGAUUUGAAGAGGUUGACAAGGGAAGUGGUAAAUUCCCUGAAGUUAUAUUCUUGUACAAUUUGUGUCGUGGUGUCGUUGGUAAUUCGUAUGGGUUAAACGUUGCUAAAUUGGCAGGAAUCCCUGAACAAGUUAUUGCCAAUGCAUAUAAAGUGAGUGAAGACUUGAAACAUGAAAUUGAAUUGGAUGAUGAUUUGGAAUUGCUCAAGUCGGUGCAGUCAGUGGUCAAGGGGGAUGACGCUGAUGUAUCUAAUUUAUUAAAGUAUGUAAAUUGA